GCGGAUAGCGUAAUUUCGAGAAAGUAAAUUAUUUUUUUCUUUCAUCAGCAAUUUAUUCUUGCAAUCGUUGAAUAUACGAUAAGUGCAUACGUCACAUAUGGACUACGUGAAUUCGAAUGACAUUAGCCAGUGUUGCUGGCAAUCAACAGCAUCACAAGUAUCUAGUGUUGUUGGAUAAAAUACAAGUGUUUUUAACAAGCAUGUGAGAUCGUGAAAACUGGAGAUGAAUUGUGUUAAAAUACUUCGGAAGGAUUACCUAAGACCUGUCAAUCUGAUAUUGAAGGCGAAAUACUCUCGCAGGUCAGCGAAAAGCACGAGUUCGUAUAAACUGAUAAAAUCGGAUGGGAUUAAUGCAGAUAUCGAGAAUAAUGAGUUCGAUGCGAAUCCAAAUUGGGAGCUGUUUGGGCCCAGGGGGUUCAGGUUCUAUCUGCCAGGCAGCACGGGCCCAGGGUGGCUGGAUCAGUCCACAACAGCUCAAGUCGAGACACGGUCAAUAGUGAUAUGCAGCGACGAUGAGGAGAGGAAUGAUAAGAAUCAGAGGGAUGUGAAAACUAGUAGGAAUAAUGAUGAGCCUGUUCUACACUGUGUGGCGCAGGAGUGCCCAAUAUUACUGAGGAAAGGAAUUCUGGAGCUGUUUCCUGGGUGUGUGGAAGCUGCAUCACCACAGCUCACUAUUGUCACGAUUACUCAGAAACUCAACCCCAGGAUGGCCAGGUGGAGCAAAGAAACUGAGACUGAGAGAUUAGCUAAAUUUUUCCUCCUAGCGGCCUCUGACAUCUGCACGAAAUUGAAAAUGUUUGGAUACUGGGCAGAUUUUAUAAACCCAUUCAGUGGCCAGCCUUAUCUCAAUCCCUACAAAAACGGUACACUCUACAAGACUGACGAGCGUUUCCGUUGUUUGGGAUUUAAAGUCGAUAAAAAAAACGCAUGCAAACUCAUAUCGUAUGAAAACAGUGGAUCACAGUUCAUUGGAAGCCUCUACACAACUGCCCCAUCGAGUACUGAGUUCCUUCGCGAUGUGAUGCAAGGCUUGUCCGACCACUGACGAAGAGACUCUCCUUGCCUCGUCAAAUGCAUCACUAGGAAAACAGUGUAUAAAAAAUAAUAGGAGUGUAUAAACUAUUUUUCUGGAUUCAAAACUAAAACCAAUAGCCCUCACAUUGUAAUAUCCAACAGAAUUAACGAUGCAUUAUCCUGCGAGAGCAAUAUACUAUUGGAAAUUAGACCUAGAACUUUGAAUUUUCCUGCGACUGCAGCACUACUCUUUAAUGUGCCCCCAUUUUACGGAUAUGUCACCCAACUUGAAUUCUCCUUUCCACGACGUUCAAAUAAAAAUUUAUCCUGAAUGAA
This is a messenger RNA of Diachasma alloeum, 1350 nucleotides long. Its product is annotated as methylmalonic aciduria and homocystinuria type D homolog, mitochondrial. Lineage: Eukaryota; Metazoa; Arthropoda; Insecta; Hymenoptera; Braconidae. The transcript is spliced from 4 exons. The record is from RefSeq and is a predicted model, not a curated record. Gene Ontology annotation, biological process: cobalamin metabolic process. The coding region runs from base 224 to 1045 and encodes 273 amino acids. Gene Ontology annotation, cellular component: mitochondrion.